Messenger RNA from Lolium rigidum, 6491 nucleotides. RefSeq names its product DNA-directed RNA polymerase V subunit 1-like. Gene Ontology annotation, cellular component: RNA polymerase II, core complex. The record is from RefSeq and is a predicted model, not a curated record. NCBI's taxonomy places the organism in Eukaryota, Viridiplantae, Streptophyta, Magnoliopsida, Poales, Poaceae. The coding region runs from base 1 to 6099 and encodes 2032 amino acids. Gene Ontology annotation, molecular function: DNA binding. The transcript is spliced from 21 exons. Gene Ontology annotation, biological process: DNA-templated transcription.
AUGGCACUUAGUAGGGAGGCAGCACCGGGAGCUGGGAGGAGAGAGUUUGUUACUGAUGUUGAUCCACAUACUAACAUCGUUGCGGAGUCCGAGCGUCGUCUUGCAGUGCAUGGCGUGAUCCCCGUGUUUGGCGAGCUGAAGCCAGCUCUGACAACAGCUGAUGCAGCCCGGCUAUUCGCCGAGCACUUCGGCACUACUGCCUCUGCUGUCCGAGUAACAAGUCAUGGACCAUGUGAGUUUCUCUUGUUCUUCACUGAUGCAGCCAAGGCGAUGUCCAAGACCCUACCGUUCAAGGUCAGGGUGUACCUUGAGAGCGUUCCGGAGCAUGCACACGACGUCGUCUCCGUGUCUCCCUUGUUCGCCGGCAAAGCCAUGGUGGACUUCCAGGUUAAUAAACUAGCGAUGGAGGAGGACCAAUCUGCAGUACUGGUCGCUGAAGGUUCCAUCAAGAGCAUCAAACUUAGCCUAUCCACCGAGGCUGAGAUAUGUACUUACUCUAUAAACGACUGUCCUGUUACUCAUCCCAGUCAACUUGGGAAUCCUUUCCUUGGCUUACCACUUGAGUCAGGGAAAUGCGAGUCAUGUGGUGCCUCUGAAAAUGGCAAAUGCGAAGGGCAUUUUGGGUACAUUGAGCUGCCUGUGCCUAUAUAUCAUCCAUGCCAUGUCAGUGAACUUAGGCAAUUACUGACCUUGGUAUGUUUGAAGUGCCGUCGUAUGAAGAAAGCAAAGGGCAAACAGAGCAAUGGAAAGGAAAAUGUGUCAGUAACGGCAUGCCACUACGCUGACUGUCGGGCUCUCCCGGCACUAUCUGUGAAGGAAACCAAGACAACAGAUGGUGUUCGUUUAGAGCUGAAAGCAUCCCCGAAGAAACACAUGACGGAACGUUCUUGGAACUUCCUUGACCAAUAUGGAUUUCACUAUGGUGGAGCCUCCCACAAUAGGAUACUGCUUCCAGAAGAGGCUCUGAAUAUAUUGAAGAAGAUUCCAGAUGAGACGAAAAAAAAGCUAGCUGCACGGGGAUACAUUGCUCAGUCUGGUUAUGUGAUGAAAUAUCUUCCAGUACCCCCUAACUGCCUCUAUAUUCCAGAAUUCACAGACGGGCAGAGCAUCAUGUCCUAUGACAUCUCUAUAUCUUUAUUGAAGAAGGUACUUCAAAAGAUAGAGCAGAUAAAAAAAUCAAGAGCUGGUCCCCCAAACUUCAAAUCACAUGAUGUUGAAUCAAGUGAUUUACAACUUUCUAUUGGCCAAUACAUACAGCUCAGGGGUACUACAAAGGGUCCUCAAGACGCAAAGAGAUAUGCAAUUAGCACUGAUUCAUCGCAUUUAUCAACAAAACAAUGGUUAGAUAAGAUGAGGACAUUGUUCAUCAGCAAAGGGUCAGGAUUUUCAUCACGUAGUGUACUUACUGGAGAUCCUUACAUUGGAGUAGAUGUAGUUGGCCUGCCUUCUGAAGUGGCAAAAAGAAUAACUUUUGAAGAACAGGUUACAGACAUCAACAUUAACAGAUUGCAAGAGGUUGUUGACAAGGGAGACUGUUUGACCUACAGAGAUGGUGAAACAACAUAUGCAAUCACUGUAGGAUCAAAAGGAUAUACAACACUUAAAGUGGGUCAAACGAUCAGUAGAAGAAUCGUUGAUGGUGAUGUUGUGUUCCUGAACAGGCCACCUAGUACUCACAAGCAUUCUCUCCAGGCAUUUAAAGUAUACAUCCACGAUGAUCAUACAGUCAAAAUCAAUCCCCUUAUAUGCUCUCCUCUUGCAGCAGAUUUUGACGGUGAUUGUGUGCAUAUUUAUUACCCUCAGUCACUUGCUGCAAAAGCUGAAGCCUUGGAGCUUUUCAGUGUGGAGAAGCAACUGACGAAUUCACACAACGGAAAAAUAAACCUACAGCUAGCUAAUGACAGUUUGCUAGCUCUGAAACACAUGUCUUCAAGAACCAUGUUAAGCAAAGAAUCAGCUAACCAGCUGGCCAUGCUUCUGUCCCUUUCUCUUCCUGCCCCUGCUGUGGUCAAGUCAAAGCCAUACUGGACAAUCUCACAAAUAUUGCAAAGUGCGUUGCCAGCAGAAUUGACUUGUGAAGGGGACAGAUUCCUAGUCAAGGACAGCACCGUCGUAAAACUGGAUCUUGCAAAAGAAUCCGUCCAGGCCUCAUUCUCGGAUCUAGUGUCUUCCAUUAAUUGUGUAAAGGGUCCAGGAGAUGCACUCAAAUUCUUAAAUGCGCUGCAGCCCUUGUUGAUGGAAUUUUUACUUCUGGAUGGUUUUAGUGUAAGUCUGCAAGAUUUUAGUGUGCCCAAGAUUCUGUUGGAAGAAGCACAGGAAAGCAUAAAAAAACAGUCUGCUGUACUGGAGCAGUCAAGGUCCUCGAAAGGCCAGUAUGUGGAAAUGCGGGUUGACAACAAUCUAAAGGACGUCAAACAACAAAUUUCAGAUUUUGUCGUGAAGUCCUCUCAUCUUGGUCUUUUGAUUGACCCAAAGAGUGACCCAUCAGUGUCAAAAGUAGUUCAACAGCUUGGUUUUGUUGGUCUGCAACUCUACCGCGAGGGGAAGUUCUACUCGAGCCGUCUCGUGGAGGACUGUUUCUCAAAUUUUGUGAAUAGGCACCCACCUGUUGGAAAUGAAGUCCAGCAUCCUCCAGAAGCUUAUGGUCUUGUGCAAAGUUCAUAUUUCCAUGGUCUCAAUCCUUAUGAGGAGCUGGUACAUGCUAUAUCCACGAGAGAAACUAUCGUCCGCUCCUCAAGAGGGUUGACAGAACCAGGAACUCUGUUCAAGAGUCUAAUGGCCAUCCUGCGAGAUGUAGUUGUAUGCUAUGAUGGAACUGUGAGAAACAUCUGCAGCAAUUCAAUCAUGCAACUUAAGUACAGAGAAGAAGACGCCACCGAUUUUCCAAGUGAUAUAACUCCUGGAGAACCGGUGGGUGUCUUAGCUGCCACUGCUAUCUCCAACCCUGCUUACAAGGCUGUCUUGGAUGCUUCUCAAAGUAAUAAUACUUCAUGGGAGUUGAUGAAGGAAAUACUUCAGACGAAAGUUAACUAUAAAAAUGAUACAAAAGAUCGAAAAGUUAUCCUGUUUCUUAAUGACUGCUCUUGUCCCAAGAAGUUCUGCAAAGAAAAGGCUGCUAUUGCAGUACAGGGCUGUCUAAAGAAAGUCACUCUAGAGGACUGUGCCACUGAUAUCUGCAUUGAGUAUCAGAAACAAACAAGUUUAGAUGGAAUUUCAGAAGCUACCCCAGCAUUUGUUGGUCAUAUUCACCUUCAAAAGGCGCAUUUAGAAACGAUAAACAUUAGCACCGAGGAUAUUCUUCAUAAAUGCCAAGAAGUUUCUGUGAAACAUGGGAUGAAGAAAGGACAUCUUGCGCACCUGUUUAAAAAGAUUACUUUCUCUACUUGUGAUUGUUCCUUCACACAAAAGCCGAUUGAUGGGAAGGUUCCAUGUUUGCAGUUUUCUUUUUCUGAGGACAUUCCUAUGUUAUCUGAAUCCGUUGAGAAAGCUGUGAAUGUGCUAGCCGAUUCUAUAUGUGGUGUGCUUCUGGAUACUAUUAUAAAAGGUGAUCCUCGAAUUCAAGAGGCCAAAAUUACGUGGGUUGGGUCUGAUGCAACGUCUUGGGUAAAACACACAAAGAAGGCAUCAAAGGGUGAGCCAGCAGUAGAAAUUGUUGUUGAGAAAGGUGAAGCUUUGCAAAACGGUGACGCAUGGGGAAUAGCGAUGGAUGCAUGCAUCCCAGUAAUGAACCUCAUCGACACACGAAGGUCCAUACCUUAUGGUAUUCAGCAAGUGCGGAAACUUCUUGGCAUAGCAUGCUCCUUUGAUCAAGUUGUCCAGCGCCUUUCGACAACUAUGAAAACGGUUGCUAAAGGAAUUCUUAAGGACCAUCUGGUACUUGUGGCAAACAGCAUGACAUGCACCGGUAACUUGAAUGGGUUCAACAAUGCUGGUUAUAAGGCAACCUUCCGUUCAUUAAAAGUUCAAGUACCUUUUACAGAGUCCACCUUAUUCACCCCUAUGAAAUGCUUUGAGAAGGCUGCCGAGAAAUGCCAUUCGGAUUCAUUGGGUUGUGUGGUCUCAUCAUGUUCGUGGGGCAAGCAUGCAGCACUUGGCACUGGGUCAUCUUUUGAGAUUCUUUGGAACGAAAAUCAGCUAAAAAGCAACAAGGAGUAUGGUGAUGGCCUGUAUGAUUUCCUGGCCUUGGUGAGGACUGACCAAGAAAAGGCUAGAUACACAUUCUUGGACGAUGUGGACUACCUUAUUGAAGACAACGCGUUAUCACCAGAAUUGGAUGGUAUGCCUACUUUUGACGAUUGUCUUGAAGAACAGCCAACAGAUCAAGGCAAUUCGUCUUGGAAUGUCCCCGCGACAGUGGAGAAUGAAUCCGCUGAUUGGGGAGGCUGGGGCGCUGAAAAGGCGAAGGAUAAGAAGACUAUGCCAGAAGAACCAGCUGGACUCAAUACUUGGGCUGAUCAGAGUGCUAAGAAGGAUACAGAUGGAGGCGGUCGUAACUGGGGAAGCAACCAGCAGAUCAAGAUUCAUCUUGGAAUGUGCCUGCGGCAGUGGAGAAUGAAUCAGCUGAUUGGGGGGGCGCUGAAAAGGCGAAGGAUAAGAGGACUAUGCCAGAAGAACCAGCUGGACUCAAUACUUGGGCUGAUCAGAGUGCUAAGAAGGAUACAGAUGGAGGUGGUCGUAACUGGGGGAAGCAACCAGCAGAUCAAGAUUCAUCUUGGAAUGUGCCUGCGGCAGUGGAGAAUGAAUCAGCUGAUUGGGGGGGCUGGGGCAGUGAAAAGGGAAUGGAUAAGAAGAGUGUUCCAGAAGAACCAGCUGAAAUCAACACUAGGGCUGAUCAGAGUUCUAAAAAGGAUUCAGAUGGAGGUGGUGGUAACUGGGAAUUCUGAUGGAGGUGAUGGUACCUGGGAAAAGCAAGCCAGCUCUUGCAAGAAAAAUGUUGACCAGGCCUCUUGGGGAAACGAGCCAGUGCCACCGUCAAGAAAUACAUGGGACGACAAGGCGUCUAAGCCGCAUACUGAUGCACAUAAUGAUUCCUGGGGAAGUGUGGCAGCUAAUACUCGGACUUGUACUGCAAAAGAUGUUCCUUGGGGAAGUACUCAAACUUCUUCUGCUGAGCAUAUGGAUGCACAGAAUGAUUCCUGGGAGAAUGUGGCUGCAAAGGCUGCUUCACUGUCAGAUAAUGCAUGGAAUGCUGCUCCAGUUUCCCAGGGAAAUGAGAAUUCAGAAGCAAAGGAGCCAGAUGCUUGGGAUGGCUGGGGUUUUGCUCAAGCCAAGGACUCCAGUACUGAUGAUUUGAACAAGAGCGAUGCUUCUAACAAUAGCAAAGGCUGGAAAUCAGAUGGAUGGGCUGCCAAAGAAAGUCGGAGAGACCAAAGAGACAAUCUGGGUAGGCCCCCAAUGAGACCUGUGGAGAGGCCACCAAGACCACGGUUCGAACUACCAGCUGAUGCAAAAACGAUUUUACACGAAAUUGAACCUAUUGUAUUAUCGGUCAGAAAGAUCUUCCGUGAAUCAUGUGAUGGUGUAAAUCUUUCCCUGGAGGAUGAGAAGUUUAUCAAGGAGAAGAUUCUGGAGCACCAUCCUGAAAAGGAUAAGAAGCUGUCCUCUGAAACUGAUCAUAUAGUGGUUAACAAGCACCACACGUUCCAGGAGAGUCGCUGCUUUUACGUGGUGUCAUCAGAUGGAACACAGACAGACUUCUCCUACAUCAAGUGCCUGGACAAUUACGUGAGGAAGAGCUAUGCAGAAGAGCCCGCCGAACUGGUCUCCCAGAUGUACUUCCAGAGGCGCAACCGUGAUCGAGCACCAGCUGAGGCUUCUCAACCAACUCUAGCAGAGACCUCACAAGCCACUCCACAGGAGGCUCAGCUAGAGACUCCAGCCCCACUUGCAGAAACAGCUUCACAAGAGGCUCUGGCUUCUCCGUCAGCGACCCAGCAAGAGACCCCAGCGGCGACUCCUCAGGAGACUCCGGCAGCGACAGAGACCGCCCCAGCGGCGACUCCACAAGAGACUCUGGCAGCGACAGUCAACAAGUGGGCUGAAAAGCCAGAUUCUGAUUCAGCGUGGGGCGCAGGAGCCUCCGAUGAUAAGUGGGCCUGAUGAUGUCUUAGGCGUGGUGUAGAAGCAACUGAACCAAUGUACAUGCAAGCCUAGCUCUCAUGUUAGCAUGGCAUAUGCUAAAACCUUUCUGCUUCGCCCUGACUUACGUGUAGAGGGUUGACAGUACCAGUCUUUCAGAAUGGGCUGUGUUUCCUGUGUCCCUUCCAGACAAGCUCUACAUUCCGGGAGAUGGAAUCGUGUGCUGCCAUCUGUAGUAAUCGAGACUAGUUUCGACCUGUCUUUGAUCUCCUUGGUUGCUGGAUAUCAUAGUUUGAAUGAUCUGAUGCUAGUCGUAUCUUGUGGUUGCUGUUUGUAAGGCUUCGUACCAUCACUUUAUCUGGUGCUGAAACUUACAGAGCUUCGGAGUUUGACUUGGUGCUACCAUGUGACUG